This is a messenger RNA of Notolabrus celidotus (New Zealand spotty), 1602 nucleotides long. It is a transcript of the gene rhbdd2, whose product is annotated as rhomboid domain containing 2. Gene Ontology annotation, molecular function: serine-type endopeptidase activity. Lineage: Eukaryota; Metazoa; Chordata; Actinopteri; Labriformes; Labridae. The record is from RefSeq and is a predicted model, not a curated record. Gene Ontology annotation, cellular component: membrane. Bases 309 to 1280 code for a protein of 323 amino acids. The transcript has a single exon.
UUAUUUUGAAGGUUUUGACAGGAAGUUGUCCUUUAGCACAGAAGCUAACCUGAUUCUACAAGUGUCUUUGUAAGCGCUACGAACAAUUAUGAAAAAAGUGGGACUGCGUUAUUUUUAUUACUGACUGAAAGCCUUGUAUUUUUUGUUUAACAAAGCUUAAUCCAGCUCUACAAGCCUACAACACAGGAGUCUGGGUUUUUAAAUAACAUUACUUCCUGGUUAAGAAGAGUGGACCACGGUUGGUUUGGACACUUGAAAUCCCAGUGAACUUUUCCUUCAGCUGCUGAAGUCUGUGGUCGAUCAGCAAGAUGAGACAAGCUGAGUACUUCAAAAUUAUGCUACGAGCAUUUAAAGACGUGGUUCCAGUCUUUCCAGUCGGGGUGCUAACAGUUGUACUUUGGUCUUGCUUUCUCUUUGUUAUCCAAACAUUUUUUAACUUCACUCCAGGUGUCUUGAGUGUUGGUGCCUCCGUUUUUAACAGUGGACACAUUCACAGGCUCUUCUUGUAUCCAAUUUACCACAGAACUUUUCCACAGCUCCUCCUGAGUAUUGCAGUCAUGGCGUGUCUCAGUGGCAGUCUGGAGAAAGGGUUUGGCACUGUGCGUUUCCUGCACUUGUUCCUCUUGAUGUCGACUACCACAGGAGUGUUUUACAGCUUUCUGGAUCUCUUGCAGAGUGACAACAGCCAUAGUCACACCGAGGGGUUGCUUCCUGUGGCUCUGGCAUGUGUAGCUUUAACUACCAUGCAUACUAAAAUGAGCAAAGGAUUCCUGUGUGGGGUCAGUUUUCCCACCAUUGCUCUCCCCUGGGUGUUCCUCAUAACCACCACUGCCCUCAUUCCUCACAGUGUGCUACCCUGUAAUGUCAUAGCUAUUCUGGUUGGGUGGAUAUAUGGGAAAGGAUGGUUCUCCCAUCUGGAUUUAUCUGAGGCCAGGGCAGGUGUUCUGGAAAAGAGGAUGCCAUUUAGGUUUCUGAGGAGUAUUGGCGGUGUUAUGUUUGUACCUGCUUCCACAGAAGAGCGGAGGAAGACACUUCUUCCACAAAUCAAUCCGACACCUGGAUCCUACCCGGUCCAGGCUUACGCUCCACUGUCCAGCAUCAACACUGCAGAUACCAAGUAUUACGAAGGUUGGCCAAAUAUGACCAGUGCUUUGUCCAGUCCUGCACCACCUAUUCAUCCUCAUGUACAUGGCUCUGCACAUAACUUUGGGAUAAGUCAUGGACCUGGUUCAGAGCUGAGAUUUGGCCACAGCUUACACCCCAGCCAUAGUCAUAGUUAACGAUAGUCAUGGGUAUGAUAUGUUUUAUGUACAUAAAGAUACAUUUUGUUUGACCUAUACUGUUUUUUCCCCAUUAAAUUCUUGUUUUGACAUGUAGCAUCUAUUACUGGAUUGUGUCUGCUUCAAAGUCACAGCUUAGAUAGUUCUUUUUAUAGCAGCCUUCUGUAGACUUACAAAGUAUUUAUAGUGUCUGCCUGCCUCUUUUAUUUUGACAUUUAUCUGAGUGCAUUCAUGUGGUGGGUGAUCUUUAUACCUUAAUUUGAAUAUUUACUGAUUUUGUGCCAUUUUGUAUAUUUUUUAUGAGUAAAGUUGUACAAAACAA